Molecule: messenger RNA, 1706 nt
Organism: Ictalurus furcatus (blue catfish)
Lineage: Eukaryota; Metazoa; Chordata; Actinopteri; Siluriformes; Ictaluridae
Product: keratin, type I cytoskeletal 13-like
Exons: 9
Coding region: 1-1317 (438 amino acids)
Molecular function (GO): structural molecule activity
Source: RefSeq, a predicted model, not a curated record
AUGGCUGUCACACUCCGUCGUAGUGCUUCCUACAGUACAGGCAGCAUUGCUAGGUCAAAUUUCCAAACUUCAGGUUGGGGGAUGGGGCUGAAUGGCAUGGCUAGCUCGAGUCAAUCCAUCCGUGGUCACUACGGUCCUAAUUUCGAUUUUUCAUCCUCAUUUUCCCCCUCUCAUGAGUUCUCAGUGUUUGGCAGUGAAAAGCUGGCCAUGCAGAAUCUUAACAGCCGUCUGGCAUCGUACCUGGAGAAGGUUCUCUCUUUGGAAACUGCCAAUCUAAAACUUGAGCAGAAAAUAGACAAGUUUAAUGAAAGCAGAACCCCCGCCAGCAGGGAUCUGAGUAAAUACUACAGCAUCAUUGAAGACCUGCAGAAGCAGAUUAUUUCUAUGGCCAAACAAAAACAAGAGGUUUACACAAAGCUGGACAAUGCUAAUAUAACAGCUUCUGAAUUUAAGAUGAAGUUCGAGAACGAGAGGGACAUGUGUUUGUCUGUAGAAGCAGACCUGACUCGUCUGCGCAUGGCUCUUGGGGAGACUGAGAUGGAAACCAAAGACCUACAAAUCCAGAUGUCUUGGCUAAAAGAAGAACUGAUUUUCCUCAAGAAGAGCCACGAGGAGGAUCUGCACAUGGCUCGCACUCAGCAGAACGGCUCAGUGAAUGUGGAAGUAGACUCUGCUCCAGCUGUGGACCUCAAUAACAAGCUGGAGGAGAUACGAGAGCAGUAUGAGGCAGUCAUCAUAAAGAACCGUAACGAAAUUGAGCAGUGGUUCCAGAACAAGGUAAAGAAUUUGAACACUGAAGUGCUUAAAAGCCACACUGAGAUCACAACUUCCCAAACAGCCUUCAGUGACCUGAAGAAAACCUACGAGACCCUGGAGAUAGACAUCAAAGGGAUUCACACACAGAUUCAAAUGCUGCAGAACGAUCUGGUUCAGGUGGGGGCACGUUACAGUGAGCAGCUAUCACAGCUGCAGUUGUACAUAGACCGAAUACAGACAGAGCUGCAGCAGAUCACUGCCAACAUACAACAACAGGCUAUGGAGUACCAGCUGCUGUUGGACAUCAAGAUGAGGCUGGAGCUGGAGAUUGCUGAAUACAGGAGGCUGCUAGAGGGAGAAGGACAAGGGUAUCGUAUCGACACAUCCACGGUGACCAAGAAGGUGACCGAAACAGUCGUGGAAGAGACGCAAGAGACGCAAAAGACGCAAGAGGAAAAACAUCAUCACCAGAGACGUGUGAAGGUUAUCGUUGAGGAGCUGGUGGAUGGAGUGAUUGUGUCCUCGAGUGUCGAUGAGAAAGUGCAGGAUUUGCCCAACUGAAGAGAAAAUGCCUUACAUUUAGUUAUAAUCAUAAUAGUGCUUCUACAGUUGCCGAUCAAAAUAACAAUGCAAAGAUUUGGGCUGUUUGGGUUGCAGCAGAGAUUUAUGAACAGUUCAACGUUCAACGUUUGUGUGGUGUUGACUUUUAGAAAUGGUGUUGAGUGAAAUGUUUGGCUUUAGGAUAUGUGGUAACAUAUUUUCAUUUUCAAAUCUGUUGCUUAGUCACUAGGUGUCAUGUUUGUCUAACUCAUGUGUUAGGGAUUCAUACCAAGUGGAGUGUGCUGCCUGCCUUAACAAGAAAUAUCAUAUUCACAGACACAUGCUUUGUGUUCCAGAGAUUACAAUAAAGUGAACUGUGCAAAUAAGCUAACAUGAGGUUAUGUUUUUGC